UUCCACAUUUAGGAAAAUAUGCUUGUUAUCUUUCAAUGUGUUACAAUGUUUAGGUGCGGCUCGCGACAAUAAUUAAAUUCUUCUACAGCCGUGAGGUGUGUUUUAUAUGUAUCAGACAGGAAGAAGUUCUUUGUAAAAUAGGUUAACAUGUCACAGGAGUCACAGGACUCUGUUUUCUGGUUGGCUGACAUUAUCCUCUGGCUGCACUUUGCCGCUAAAUGUUAAACCAUCUCCAAAUUUUUAAGCCACCACAGCUUUCCAAAGACAUUGCGUGGCAGCUCUGCUUUGGCUACACUUCAUCGCUGCGCUGGCGUGUUUUCGCCAUUAGAGGUGCUGCUAAGUGGAUUUUGUUACCCUCAGACAGAGCCAUGCUAGCAGUUUCCCCCUGUUUCGUCUUUAUGUUCAGCUACAUUAACUGGCUUUUAGCUGGAGCCUUAUAUUUAAUUGACAGAUAUGAGAGUGAAAUCAACCCUCUCAUCAAACUCUCACCAAAAAAGUAGACGGGUCCGUUUCCCAAAAUGUCUAACUCUUCCUUUAAACAUGUCAUUUUGUCGACAUAUUUUCCAAGUUUACAACAAGGAAAAACUAAGCUAAACACCAACUGCAAUUCAAAUCUAUUUUAAAACAAACUAAGAGACUAAAUCUUAUCACUGCGGUGUUUCUUACAUUUUCCUGAUUCAGAAUGGAGUGACUCUGGAUAGUUGCAUCAUAUAAAUGCUUAAGAUGUCGGUAAACACAUUUUUUGUUCACCUUUUUCUUCCACCCCACCCCACACGUGUAGGCAACGUGACGUUUUUUUUUUUUUUCCAGCUCCUAGAGCAUUAAAGGCUGCCAGUACAUUUCAACAGUUGGACCUUUUAAAUAUUUAAGGGAGGGAUUGUAGCUAAUUUGGAUGAUUGCAAAGAGAGCGUCUAACUUUUAAAGUGGACAUUUGGCUCCUGCUACUGCUUUUCCAACUCGUCCAUCUUAACUGUCGUGUGGUUGAGCAAACCGAUAGAAUCUACUGUGUCACUGUUUGGAUGCACUGAUCACCUGCAGUGGAAACUGUUACUUAUGUAUGUAAAGUCUGUUUCUACAGGCAUGCAGCGUGUGUUUCAUAUAAGCAUUGAUUCACAAGGACAAGUUCUCAGAUUAUUUAACAAAAUAGGGAGAAAAAAAAGAAUUGUGUCACUUGAAACGGUGUCACAGGGAUGGUGGCGCCCUAAUUAAUGGUCAUUCUAGCCCCAGCUUUGUGUUACACAGGAGCUGCCUGUCAAACGGAUAACCCUGUUGGAGGAAUGUCACCUGUCUCGCUCUUAGGCAAACAUGAAGCUGCUUGUGAGGUGGAUUUACCGACAUAAUGCUCAAGGACUAUUUGAUUAACUUGUGAGUAAAAACAUUUAUUAAAAAGAAAAUCUUGCCACAGGAUGGCCACUUCAAAUGGGAAAGGUGAGAAAGUGUCCAAAUUUGAGACAUUGAAACUUUUGGAGAAAUGCAGAAAGGAAAGAGACGAUGCCAUGCACAGAGAAAGUGUUCUCAGAGAGAAACUCAGACAGUAUGAGUCGAGGAUACGUUCAACUGAGGCUGUGAGACAGAAACUGAAGAGCUUGACUAUGGACAACAAGGAGCUGAGGAAACAAGUGAAGGCUCUUCGUACCGAGAUUGGACUUGAGAGCAGCCCAAAGUUCAAUGGAAAGACCACAAAGGACAUAAUCAAUGACUUGCAUGAAAAGGACCGUGAGUGCAGUUCCCUGGUGGAGAAGGCUGGGAAACUGAGUCUGAACAUUGAUGAUUUGACUUCAGAGUUGGCCAAUACAGUCACCUCUAAAACACUUCUGGAGGAUCAAGUGCAAUCAUUGCAGCAAAAUCUCAAGGAUAUGACAAAUAAUCAACGCCGCUUGCUGAAGUUGUGGGAAGACAAGAAGGUCCAAAGGGAGCAGCUUGCCCUCCCUGCAAUUGCCCAGAAACCUGUGCAGAAACCAUUCUACCACAAAGCAGUUCAAACCGAGAUGUCCGUCAGUUCAUCCCAAAAGCUUCCCGCCAAUGCUUUUGAAACCAAGUCAUUCUCUCGGGACAAUGAUGAAACAGUUUUGGAUAAACACAGUUUUCCGACCUAUGGGAAUGGCUUUCAUCAUGACAAGAAAGCUUUCAUGCAUGAUGAAACAAAAGGAAUAAAGAAUUGA
Messenger RNA from Anarrhichthys ocellatus (wolf-eel), 2162 nucleotides. RefSeq lists its product as uncharacterized. The transcript has a single exon. The coding region runs from base 1407 to 2162 and encodes 251 amino acids. The record is from RefSeq and is a predicted model, not a curated record. NCBI's taxonomy places the organism in Eukaryota, Metazoa, Chordata, Actinopteri, Perciformes, Anarhichadidae.